Messenger RNA from Ilex paraguariensis (yerba mate), 521 nucleotides. Lineage: Eukaryota; Viridiplantae; Streptophyta; Magnoliopsida; Aquifoliales; Aquifoliaceae. The record is from the annotation of a GenBank genome assembly.
CUCUCCGAAAAAAAUUGCUGAAAUCAUUCAUUUAAAUUCAGUAGUAAAUUCCGCCAAACCAAAGCCCUAGCUCUCUCGUUCCCAUCUUGAAAGAGAAACAUGAGAGAUAAAUACAUGUAAUUCAUGUAUAUACACCCACAGAAAAGAAGCUGUGAUCUGUAAAUAUACAUAUACACACACACACAUAUAUAUAUAUAGGGAGAGAGAGGGACUGCGUAUUAAGGGGAGAGAUGGCGAUUUUGUAUGCGUUGGUGGCGAGGGGAUCGGUGGUUUUGGCGGAAUUCAGCGCGGCGUCGACGAACGCGAGCUCAAUCGCCAGGCAAAUUCUGGAGAAAGUACCUGGAACCAAUGACUCGAACGUGUCGUACUCGCAAGAUCGGUACAUCUUUCACGUGAAACGCACCGAUGGCCUCACCGUUCUCUGCAUGGCUGACGAUACCGCCGGAAUGGCUGCAAUAUCUCUUGCGAGAGAUCCAUGGUUUUGCACAACCAGAAAAAUCGAAGCAGCAACUCUCAGCUAA